This is a messenger RNA of Chironomus riparius, 2538 nucleotides long. The record is from the annotation of a GenBank genome assembly. Lineage: Eukaryota; Metazoa; Arthropoda; Insecta; Diptera; Chironomidae.
AUGGAAAAAUCUGUACUGGAACCGACAAAUAAUCCGAUGAAGAAGCAUCAUUACAAAGAAAAUGGCUUUGGAGAUCAUGGAGGAUAUAUGACAGCUAAAAUUCACAAGCUAGAAGAGCAAUUUACAGUGCUCCAAAAGGAUUUUCAAAGAUCCAGUUUGUUUGAAGGUAUAUCAAUAUUUGUGAACGGACGUACGACUCCAACAGCAGACGAGCUGAAAAGAAUAAUGCUUGAAAAUGGUGGAAUUUAUCAUCAUUAUCAGAGAAGUCAUACAAAGUACAUCAUUGCCAGCAAUCUUCCAGACGUUAAAAUUCGAUCGAACAUCACAAAAAAUAUAAUCAAACCAGAAUGGAUCACAGACUGUUUAAAGGCCAAUAAAAUCCUUGAUUCCUCGUAUUACUUGCUGCAUACAAAUCAAAAUUCAAUGCAACGACAAAUUACAUUUAAGAAGGUCGAAUCUAAAACGGAAGAAAAAGAUAACGUCUCAUUUAAUUUAGAUACCUUAAAUCAGAAACUUCAAAGUACAUCCACAGACGAGAAGACAGGAACAGCAGUUGAUAAGAAUUUUCUUCAAGAAUUCUUGGCAAAUUCACGUUUGCAUCAUAUAGCAACUCUAGGCAGUGGAUUUAAGUUCUACGUGACUGAACUAAGAAAGAAGCAUGAUGGUGAAUUUCCAGAAAGAGAAAUCAUUAAAAAAAAGUUCCCAAAACAGAAUGAUUUACCUAAAGAAGACAUAAUAAUGCACAUCGAUAUGGACUGCUUCUUUGUUUCCGUUGGUCUGAAGAAAUUUCCACAAUUGAAAGGCUUUCCAAUUGCUGUGACUCACUCAAAAGGCAAGAAAGAGCAGUCGAGUGAGGAUUUCAUGUCUUAUUCUGAAAUUGCAUCUUGUUCAUAUGAGGCAAGAGCUAAAGGUCUUAAAAAUGGUAUGUUUGUUGGACAAGCUUUGAAGCUAUGUCCCGACUUAAAAACUAUUCCUUAUGAGUUUGAAGAAUAUAGAAAAACGGCAUUUAAUUUGUACAAUACAGUUGCUAAAUAUACAUUGGAUAUUGAAGCUGUAAGCUGUGAUGAAUUAUAUGCUGAUUUAACAAGCAUGAUUAAAUAUUGCAACGUAGAUUUUAUGGACUUUGUGACUCAUAUAAGGCAGGAAAUAUUUGAACAAACUGGAUGUACAUGCUCUGUUGGAAUUGGAACUAAUAGACUUCAAGCAAGAAUGGCAACAAAGAAUGCAAAGCCUAAUAAUCAAUAUGAAUUAAUAUCAAGAAAUGUUUUAGAGUAUAUGAACAACAUCAAAAUUAGCGACUUGCCAGGCGUUGGAUAUUCUACAUCGUUUACACUUGAUAAACUUAAUCUUCAAUAUUGUAGUCAGAUCCAUAACAUGCCACUUCAAGAGCUUCAAAAUCAUUUUGGGAAGAAAUUUGGCGAGACAUUGCUGCAAAUGUCUAGAGGUCUGGAUGAUAAGAAAUUGAAUUUUGAACAAGUCCGGAAGUCAGUGUCAGUUGAUGUAAAUUACGGUAUACGAUUUAAUGACUACGAUGAAGUUAAGCUAUUUUUUAGACAAGUCUGUGAGGAGCUUAGUAAGCGGCUUGAUGAAAUUGAGAAGAAAGGAAAAUGCUUGACAUUAAAAAUUAUGAUGAGAGCAAGGAAUGCAUCUUCAGAGUCCAUAAAAUUCAUGGGACAUGGAGAGGCUGAGAAAGUCAGCAAAUCUGUGCAACUUCAGACAUCAACUAGCGAUUCUCAUGUAUUUUUUAAAAGUGCUGUAAACUUACUGCUGUCACUUAAUAUUCCAGCAAAUGAUUUGAGAGGAAUCGGUCUACAAGUGUCUAAAUUGGAUGAAGAAAAGGAAGAGAAAAACAAAGGAAAGCUUUUAGAGAUGUUUAAGAAAAUGUCUGAAAAUCCCGAAGCAAAAACCAACGUCUCUAGGAUCAAAAUUGAACCAAUUCCUGUCAAGUCCAUAAAAGUUUCACCACAAAAAAGGAAGACGAGGACACUAAAACGAGUUGUAUCGAGCUCAAAUGUUACAUCUGUUGCCGACAUGUUUAGUGCCAAAAAAACAUUAAAGAAAAGGAAAGUAAUCGAUCCAGAUGUUUUGUCGGAACUGCCACCAGAAAUUGUUGAAGAAAUUUUGAGGGAAUAUGAUUUAGAACAUGAAGACAUUGAAAGUUUUCAAAAUGAUAGCAUCACAUCUGUUUUAGCAGUUCGAUCAACUGAAAAUAUACAAGAAGUAAAAGAAUCAUUAAAUGCUGAUAACAUCUUCAAGGCUGAAUGCUGGAGAUCAAUGAUAAUAGCUUGGAUUGAGGAGACUAAUGAGCCAAGUGAUGAAAUUCGUGAUACAAUCUGCAGUGAUUUGAUGCAACUAAUAAGAGUUAAAGACCUAGAACUUCCGUUCCUAAUCAUGAGAUUUUUAAAUAGAGUUAUUGAAGACAAUGAUAAGGAUGGCUGGAAAAAGUUCUACAAUUAUUCGUGUGUAAAGUUACAGGAAGAAAUGAGAAAUAAUUUUAAAAAUAGGCUUAACGUACCGAAAAAAUUUGAAUUAAUUUAA